AUGGAUUCGUCAGAGCAGGCCAAAACUCCCGCCUCUUGCCUGCCACGUCUAAACAUACUGAAGAAAUGCAUAGCGGAGACGAGCUUCGCCGCCGAUUAUUCAAAGAUCCACAACCCUAAGCACACCCAGGCGCUUAUCACUGUCCUUGAUGACGAGGACAGCGAUGACUGUGAUGAGUAUGGCUAUAACAGUUUCCCCAGCACGAGGUAUCAAUAUUAUCAGGAUGCCCGGCCAGUGAGAACAAAGGUAUGGAAGCACAGCGCAACUGGGAACAAGGCGUUGGAUAGAUUUAGGAGACUGGUUGAAUUUGUGUUGAUAGCAAAGCGUUUAUUCAAUUGCAACCGAUCCAACUUGAAGCAACACGAAAACAUGCUCUUCUUCCCUGACACCAAACCGAACGGCCUGAGCACGAACGUGAAAAAUGGCAAGGAAGCCAUUAGUCCUGAGAGGAUGUUCUUUGAUCUAACACCAUACAAGGCAAUAGGAGAGAAAAGUAUGGUUGGAUCAGUGAAACAGAUUUUGAAUGUUACUCCAGCAGUUCGAAAAGAGCAUCAGGUGAAAUCGAUGAUGCACAUGCUCCAGACGUUCAGUAAGUUUGCCAGCUACCCGCAGUAUGUCCAAAAGAGCAUCUGUAGUCAAGCUUGGUUUGCCAAAUUUGAAUCUGCUCGAGUGAUCGUUAAGCAAGGAUCAAGAGCGGAGUGCUACUAUUUCAUAUUGUCUGGGCUGGGUGUGUCACGCUCAGCAGAUGACACCAAUCCCUACAGCUACGACCAAGCUUUCCUCAGAAAAGGAGACACAAUCGGGGAGAAAGAAAUACUGCAAGACAUUGACAGGGAAGCGACUGUGCUAUCAAAAGAGGCCAUGGAGGUCAUUGGCUUAGACAGAGAGGACUUCAUUAGGAUAUUCAAAUCUGGAAAAGGACUUGGCUGUCUAGAUUACCUGAAAUCGAUUGACGAAUUGAUAGACUUCCCACUCGACAUGUUGCAAACCUACCAGUUUGCCUGUUCCGUCCAUUACUUCAGGCGUGGUGCCGUCAUUGUCAAGGACUCAACAAAUUCCGAAUGGAUUUAUGUCAUCAAAUCUGGUUCUUGUCAAGUGUUCAAGGCGAUCAAAUCAAAGCCCCAGAGGAAACACCGCCGAGCCUACAGCUUGUGGGAGGAUGACACUACUGUAGCACCAAAAGACCUUGUUUUUCCCUCCAUCAAUGCUCUCACAGUCGAAAAACGUCGCAUGAGCAGAUCUGAAGGCAACCUGACUUGGAAAAAGUCACACAAGAACAAGGAAAAGAAAUACACACCAAACCGGAAGAAGAGCCUUUCAUCUGAGACGCUCCCGCAAAUUAAUUCCAGUUAUAAAAGUAAGAAGCUGAAUUUGCCUUCUAACGGCCUUCAGUCCGUCAUCUAUGAGGAUACACCAAGCCUCAGCCUAGUGAGCUGUGGCGCUGAAUGCAUCCUCAUCUCUAAGCAGUUCUUCCAUGACCACUUGGAUCCGUUCACAUUGCACAAGCUACAGACAAAGGUGCCAGCCUAUCCCUCCUUGGAUCACAUACAGACGGCACUGGAUGAUAAGCUUCUGUGGGACUCGUACAAGGGGAAAGUGGUCAAUGACUACGUCUGAACUAGUUGUUGCAUGUUGACAGACUGCUAUUAAAAGGAAAGAACUCUUUUUGUUUCCUGAUGGACUCAACAGAUUACUGGAUCCCUGCUACUGUAAACUGACAAACUUUUGCGCUUCUCAAUUUUUGCAUUUUCGUGACUUUUUGUACUUUUUAUAUUCUGACGGAUUACAUACAGUAGAACCUCUCUUAGCGGACACCUCUCUAGUAAGGACAACCUCUUUGGUAAGGACAUAAGCUUUGGUCCCAAAUUGGUUGUUUCCAUUCAAUUUGACCUCUCUAAUCAGGACACCUCUCUAUUAAAGACAGCACUUGUCAGUCCCAAGGGUGUCCUGAAUAGAGAGGUUCUACUGUACUUUCUUUGAUGGUUUUCUUGGAUGGCUCAAAUCA
Messenger RNA from Lineus longissimus, 2005 nucleotides. RefSeq lists its product as uncharacterized. The transcript has 16 exons. The coding region runs from base 1 to 1617 and encodes 538 amino acids. Lineage: Eukaryota; Metazoa; Nemertea; Pilidiophora; Heteronemertea; Lineidae. The record is from RefSeq and is a predicted model, not a curated record.